Colletotrichum truncatum is the source of this 438-nucleotide messenger RNA. The record is from RefSeq and is a predicted model, not a curated record. Lineage: Eukaryota; Fungi; Ascomycota; Sordariomycetes; Glomerellales; Glomerellaceae.
AUGCAGUUCAAGGCUAUUUUGACCUUUCUCGCCCUUGCGCCAUUGGCGCUGGCUCUGCCUGCCGACGCCCCGGCUGCUAACGAAGGCUCUCUCGUUGUGAAGGCCUCCGAAGACAUUGAGCUUCCUGCCGAUCUCCCUGAAGAUUGGGAGAAGGCUCUGGAAGCCUACUUUAAAGAACUGCGGCUAAUUAAUUUGACAGAUACCAGUCUCGAUAGCAGAGACCUUGACAAGCGCAGCGACGUUCCGUUCCUGCACUGUGGCUGGAGGCGAUUCUUCAGCUGCCUCGGCUCUUUGACUCCUGGUGGUGUUACCUGCAUGUGGGCAAUUGCUGCCCGGGGCUUGGAUGUGAAGGAAGAUUCCAAGUGCAGUGCUGCCAUCGUUGCCAGCAUUCUUUCGGCUUCCAACAACUGCAAGUUGUGUGUCAAGGGCCACCUUUAA